AUGCCGCCUCAAACGGGUAUCUUGAUGGGCCCCUCGACGUUGUAUGCUCAACCUCGCAAGCCCCUCGACCUGCGCUCACAGUCACGAGUGUUGAUCACGAAGCCACGCAAGAGCAUCAAUACGAUGCUGCGCAAGAGUCUCAAUGCUGAUGCCACGCAAGAGCAUCAAUGCCGAUGCUACUCAAGAGCAUCAAUGCUUUCGCGGCGAGGACAUACACGCCCUGCGAGCUCGCCCAAUACCGCGGAGACCGGGCCGCUCAAUGAUCUCUGGGACAUCGCUAAUUAG
Schizophyllum commune H4-8 is the source of this 285-nucleotide messenger RNA. RefSeq lists its product as uncharacterized. The record is from RefSeq and is a predicted model, not a curated record. The transcript has 3 exons. Bases 1 to 285 code for a protein of 94 amino acids. Lineage: Eukaryota; Fungi; Basidiomycota; Agaricomycetes; Agaricales; Schizophyllaceae.